Molecule: messenger RNA, 1631 nt
Organism: Phyllostomus discolor (pale spear-nosed bat)
Lineage: Eukaryota; Metazoa; Chordata; Mammalia; Chiroptera; Phyllostomidae
Product: pterin-4-alpha-carbinolamine dehydratase 2-like
Exons: 1
Coding region: 1369-1569 (66 amino acids)
Biological process (GO): tetrahydrobiopterin biosynthetic process
Molecular function (GO): 4-alpha-hydroxytetrahydrobiopterin dehydratase activity
Source: RefSeq, a predicted model, not a curated record
UUGCACUGAAUGGCUAUUGUGUUGACUGUUGUCAUUUUUUUAUGUGACAAUCUAAGGGAAAAGAGGCCAGUGCCCCUGACUAAAUAGUCAGGUAGCACAUGUUUUAAAAUCCUUGUGGCGCACCAGAAUGCUUCCUUUGGCGGUGUUAUGAGAAUCGCUGCUUAGAUGCUUGGGUCACAAGUAAUCCCUGUGUCUCUCUUUUGAUCAAAUAUUUUCCUCUAUUUUUGGUUUCAUUUCUGGUUAAGAGAAGACUAUCAGGCCCUGAGCAGUGUGACUCUGUGGGUCGUGUGUCGUUCCACAAGGUGAAAGGCCCUGGUUUGAUUUCCGGUUGGGGCACAGGCCUGGGUUGCAGUCGGGGCGGGUAAGAGAGGUCACCUAUCCAUGUUUCUCACAAUGUUUCCCUACCUUCUCUCUAAAAAUAAAUAAAUCAAAUCUUGAAAAAAAUGAGAGAGAGAACUACCAGUAUUGUAACACCAAAGUAAAAGAUACUAGGCUCUAGUAGCUGAUUAAUGUAUGAUGAACUUGAACUCUUGUUAAGUACAAGUUUCAGCUUUACUCAAAAACAAACACAAAAGCAAAACUGUCCAUGGGAGGGGGGAGCAGGCCAAGAAUGCCUGAUGGGUAGGAAGAGGAAGGCGGGACACACUGGCUAUUCAGCUUCGUGUUUAGAGGAUCACGGGUAGUCGUGGGUCCCCAACUGACAAUCAGCUUGGCAGCAGGCAGGUUUCAUUUCAACUGCUAGCAUUUUCCAUUUGAAUUAGGUACCAACAUUCCAAAACAACCGGUUUCCCAUAAUCAUCCAGAAUCUGGGAUUUUAAGUUUUAUUCCAUUUUAAUUAAUUUAAACAGGAACUUAUGGCUAGAGACUACUGUAUUGGACAGCACAGAUUAAGGUUGACUCCAGAGAAAAAUUUCCAAGGUGAGAUUCCUUGGCCCUAGCCAUGGCUGGCUGUGACAUCUGGCCACCCCCACUCACACCCCCCACUCUGGGCUUUUCUGGGGUGAGGGAAUGCUCCCCAGAUCUGUUCCCAUCCAGCCUGCCUUUGAAGGAGUUGAGGUGGGGGAGGGAGAAAGCUACCACAGUGUGGCAUGGUGGGGAAGACAGCAGAUGGCGUUCAGGUGAAUGUAAAAGAAAGAUGAGAAGGCUGUUUUAGGACAGUCCUCUGCAGUGGCCAUGAUGGAGGUGCUGAGGACAACACAGAGCUUGUUGGCGGCCCUGGGAGGCUGGAACCCCAACCGCAUGGCCACAUCAGCAGAGGAGAGGAACCAAGUCACACUUGACCUUAAAGCAGCAGGAUGACCGGAAUUAAAUGAGAGAUGCCAUCGACACAGAGUUCUCCUUAAAACAUUUUAAUCAGGCAUUCGCUUUAUGACUCGAGUUGUCCUACAAACAGAGAAGAUAAAUCAUCACCGGGAGUGGUUUCAUACAAACAACAAAGUGCACACAACCCCCUCAAGUGACUGUGGCGGACUGGCCAAAAGAGAUGUGAAACUGGCUAGGUUCAUUGAAACAGCAGCUGUUUCUGUGAGAUUUCUUCCAAAAUGCUAUAAAAUCUUAUUAACAUCUUAGGUGUAAUGUAUUUUGAAGACAAUUUACACGAACCAUUUAAGUUGUGAAUUUAGUUCAUCUUC